Aspergillus neoniger CBS 115656 is the source of this 700-nucleotide messenger RNA. RefSeq lists its product as uncharacterized. The record is from RefSeq and is a predicted model, not a curated record. Gene Ontology annotation, molecular function: ATPase inhibitor activity. Gene Ontology annotation, biological process: negative regulation of ATP-dependent activity. The coding region runs from base 26 to 247 and encodes 73 amino acids. Gene Ontology annotation, cellular component: mitochondrion. NCBI's taxonomy places the organism in Eukaryota, Fungi, Ascomycota, Eurotiomycetes, Eurotiales, Aspergillaceae. The transcript is spliced from 4 exons.
UUCCUUCUCCGCUCUCGCUCCCAGAAUGGGUGCUGGCGAUACUGGUGCUCCCCGGCCGGGCGGUUCUCAGCAUUCUGACUCGUUCACCAAGCGCGAAGCCGCCCAGGAGAACUUGUAUGUCCACGAGAAGGAGAUGGAGAAGCUCCGUGCCCUGAAGGCCAAGCUCUCUGAGCAGCGCAAGCACCUCGAUGAGCUGGAUAAGCACAUUGACGAGUUCACCAAGAACCAGGGCGGCGAGCAGAACUAGAUAACUAAUAUCUUUCCUCUUUCUCUUCUUUGUGUUCCUAUCAUAUGGAUGAUGUGAUGAUUUGCUACCAUACCUACCUUACCUACCUACACAUACCUAUCUAUUCUACUCUACUCUACUCUACUGUUAUCGGAAUACCGAGCGAAAUCGAAUCGAAUCGACUCGAUCAAUCACACAGUGAUCACUAUCAGCGUGGAUACAUAAUCUAUGUCUUUUUGAUAUGAUAUGACAUGACAUGACAUGUGUCUACCUACCUACCUACAUACGCAAAACAUGUAAUCUCUCCUCUCUACACUGUACAAGACAAUACAUAGCAUAGCCGGAAUAUCUACCAACACACACAAACACACAUUCAUGGCGAUUAUCAUUAUUCCCAUUCCAUUUCAUUUCAUUGUAUUGAUUGCAUUGCAUUGCAUCGCAAGACUCCACCAGCACAACAGCAACAGCAGCAUG